AUGAACCAAACUCAAGCUUACUCGGUUUGGGAUACACCCGCGACUCCAGCUCCUUAUGCUGUGACCAUUCUUCAAGAUCGUUGGGAGCUCGAGGAAGAACUUGGAGAAGGCUCACAUGGCACAGUGUAUGCUGCCACAGACUUGAAAGACAAUCGAGUCGCAUGUUGUGUCAAGAAAGCCAAUCGCGAGAAUACUCGAAUACAUCUUGAUCACGAAUACAGCAUGUACAAAAUCCUAGCAUCCAAACGCAUAACAUGCGUCCCCAGAUGUCUAGGCAUAUUCGAGCAAGAAGAAGAAUUAUUCAUGGUCUUAGAACGUCUAGGGCCAUCAUUAGAAGAAAUAGCAUUCCGGUAUCCGUCUCGUAAAAUACCACUGAAACAAGUUGUCGCUGCUGCUCCCAAACUUUUGAAGACUUUGAGGAAUAUACAUGACAAUGGUAUUUUGCAUCGGGAUAUCAAGCCUGGGCAGUUUCUGGUUGGGAGGGCUGGUGAUGAGUUGAAUAAUUUCUCUGAUGUGUAUGUUGUGGACUUUGGUCUUGCUACGGAAUGGUGGGUAGGUGGAAAGCAUAUCCCAGGAAAAAAGAAACCAAGAGGAGGCACAUUACACGUCGGCACAGCCAAAUAUGCUUCAUUGAACGUCCAUCGAGAGAAAGUUGCUACGCGUCGAGAUGACAUUGAAUCCCUCGCAUAUGUCUUGAUUGAAUUGGCACGUGGUAGUCUUCCAUGGACUGGGGUCAGUGCCUUCAAUCUUUCACUUGGAUGGAAGAAGAUUGCUAAUGUCAAGGAUGAAACUCUUCUUUGUGACUUGUGUGAAGUACCAGAGUUCGCUGAACUCAUAGAACACGCACGUGAACUCGACUUCUACGGUCGCCCAGAUUACGAAAGGUUUAUACAAAAAUUCGAAGGCCGGUUUACCACAAUGUGGGGCAAUGAUCUCCACUUUGACUGGUUGCCAUGA
Synchytrium microbalum is the source of this 957-nucleotide messenger RNA. RefSeq lists its product as uncharacterized. The coding region runs from base 1 to 957 and encodes 318 amino acids. The transcript is spliced from 6 exons. Gene Ontology annotation, molecular function: protein serine/threonine kinase activity; ATP binding. Gene Ontology annotation, cellular component: nucleus; cytoplasm. NCBI's taxonomy places the organism in Eukaryota, Fungi, Chytridiomycota, Chytridiomycetes, Synchytriales, Synchytriaceae. The record is from RefSeq and is a predicted model, not a curated record. Gene Ontology annotation, biological process: endocytosis; signal transduction; peptidyl-serine phosphorylation.